This is a messenger RNA of Myzus persicae (green peach aphid), 791 nucleotides long. RefSeq lists its product as uncharacterized. NCBI's taxonomy places the organism in Eukaryota, Metazoa, Arthropoda, Insecta, Hemiptera, Aphididae. The transcript has 4 exons. The record is from RefSeq and is a predicted model, not a curated record. Bases 95 to 658 code for a protein of 187 amino acids.
AAAUUUGAUCUACGAUCUGUUCAUGUAUAACUUUACAUUCGUUCCUGAACACUAAGAGAUACAAGUUUCGUCUUUUGUAUUAAAAAAUAACACUAUGUUGGCAAAAAUAUUUUUGGUCGUUUUCCUAACGACUAGUGUCGUGACAUUGGCUAAGGAUGACCAUGAAAGCGAACUUGUCAACUCAGUCCUUGGAACUGGAACUGUAUUAAUGAGAGAAGCUUCAAAAUAUGUAACAGAUGACUCUGAUAAAUACUCCUUAGACUUGAACGCUUUAUACAAAAAAUAUGAAAUCGCAGCAAAGGCCGAGCAAGCUAGAAACUUUCUCCACUCUCAGAUAAAAAGAAGUUUUGAAAUUACUAAUGAAUACGUAAAGAAGAUGGAUAUUGAAGGCGAAGAACAAUUAAAGAAGAGUAUUGAUAUAAUUAAGAAGGAAGACUCCGUGUUAGGAGAAAAAUUAACUAAAUUUUACGAUAAGUCUUGUGACUUGGACAGAUUAUCUGAAGAUAUUAUCAAGUACGUAUUGGACGCAGAUAAAUUUAGUGGUGCAUUUGACAAAGCCAAGGCUGCACUCCGCCCAAUAGAACACAAAUUGGCCGAUUCAAUCAAAAAGUUCGAGACCGUCGUUCUUGAACAUCUGCCAAAAAAAGGAAAGAAAUAGGAAUAUUUCAACAACAAUUUCCAUUUCCAAUCAUUAUUGAACUAUAUAAAUAAUAUUUAACCUAGUUUUUGUGUUUUCAAUAUUGUAUUACUACAUUUAAAUUAAAAAUAUACAAUUUAUGUUUAUGCCUAAA